UAGCUAGCUUUGUAGUUUUCUUAAUUGGCAAAUCAACCAUGGAGUGUGAUAAAGGGCUUUCUAAGCGUUACAUGAACUUGAAACCCGAAGAAGUUAGAUUUGUGGAUCUCUUUCGCAUCUUAUUCUCUGUUAACAUCGACAACAAGAACUUCGUGGAUAGCAAAGCAAGGAAGACAAAGGAGGAUACCUUCGACAUUCGCUGGCUCAUUUUUCUCUCUAUUGUGGCUCAAAAGCUAUUGCAAUUUGUCUCCAAGCCAUUGUCUUUCAUUGGGUCUACUCUGGAACUUUUGCUCAACCUUCUGUCAUUCAACACGAAUAUUAUUGUGCUCCUUUUUAAUGUCUUACGAGGAAAGGUAGUGGUGCCAGACAGGGAAUCGGCGAAUUUCAAAUCAUUUGUGGGAAAAACAGACGAAAGAACUGAGUUAGAUGCCAACAUCGGACGUGGAGAUGGCAUGAGAUACUUUGCUGCACUAUCAAGUAUGGCCUCUAAGGUUUCAUACGAGAACAAGGCCUACAUCAAAGCCGUAGUUGAGGAUCAAUGGAAGAUGGAGUUGUUGGGAUCGUAUGACUUUCGGAAUGAUUUUCAAGAUAAGGCCACAACGCAAGCCUUCAUUUGUCGCGACAAGACGAAGGACCAAGACACAAUUGUCGUGGCAUUUAGGGGAACCGAACCAUUCGAUGCCGACGCAUGGUGUACUGACAUUGAUCUUUCUUGGUAUAAAUUCCAGGGAGCUGGGAAGAUCCAUGGAGGUUUCAUGAAAGCUCUAGGCAUGCAGAAAUGUGCAGGUUGGUCUAAAGAAGUUAAAAAAGACGUUAAUGGUGGCGGACCCUUAGCUUAUUACACAAUCAGAGACAUGUUAAGAGAGAUUCUUACAGAAAAUGAUAGAACAAAAUUUAUAGUGACUGGUCACAGCCUAGGUGGGGCACUAGCAAUUUUGUUUCCAGCAGUGUUGGCGUUUCAUGAGGAGAAAUUGUUGUUGGAGAGAUUGGAAGGAGUGUACACGUUCGGACAACCAAGGGUGGGAGAUGGUAAAUUUGGAAAUUACAUGGAGAAAACGUUUAGAGAGAAUGGUAUCAACUAUUACAGAUUUGUUUAUUGUAAUGACAUGGUUCCGAGGGUGCCUUAUGACUACAAAGGGCUUCUGUUCAAGCACUUCGGCACCUGUGUUUACCAUGACCGUCGCUACAAGGGAAAGGUGGUUGUAGAAGAGCCCAAUAAGAACUACUUCUCCCCUUGGUAUGUAAUUCCAAUGAUGCUAAAUGCAGUUUUUGAGCUUAUCAGGAGUUUUACCAUUUGGUACACACAAGGACUUUAUUACAGAGAAACUUGGUUGCUCAAAGUGGGUAGGGUACUUGGAUUGGUGAUUCCAGGCAUAUCUGCUCAUUGCCCCCAAGAUUAUGUGAACCUCACACUUUUGGGAUCAACUGAUGUAUUUGUACCUCGUACGCGUUAGAAAUACAUGUUUUUUUUAUUAUUAUUCGUCUGUUCGGGUGAAGGUUCAAGGUCUUUAUUUCCCAUCGUGGUCAAUAAGUUGAUCGAUCAUGUAUGGUUUUUGCAUUGAGUAGUAUGUUCUUAACGUUUAUCAAUGAAAAACAGUGCUAAUCUAUUUUCUUUUAUAAA
Molecule: messenger RNA, 1621 nt
Organism: Tripterygium wilfordii
Lineage: Eukaryota; Viridiplantae; Streptophyta; Magnoliopsida; Celastrales; Celastraceae
Product: triacylglycerol lipase OBL1-like
Exons: 5
Coding region: 39-1454 (471 amino acids)
Biological process (GO): lipid metabolic process
Molecular function (GO): triacylglycerol lipase activity
Source: RefSeq, a predicted model, not a curated record